UUGUUAGAUCAAACUAAUCAUUGUAUUCUCUGCAGAUGUUGAUGCCCAAAAAGAACAGAAUUGCCAUCUACGAACUCCUUUUUAAGGAGGGGGUGAUGGUGGCGAAGAAAGAUGUCCACAUGCCUAAGCACCCAGAGCUGGCUGACAAGAAUGUGCCCAAUCUCCAUGUCAUGAAAGCCAUGCAGUCGCUGAAAUCUCGUGGCUAUGUGAAGGAGCAGUUUGCUUGGAGGCAUUUCUACUGGUAUCUGACCAAUGAGGGCAUCCAGUACUUGCGUGAUUAUCUCCAUCUGCCCCCUGAGAUUGUGCCUGCAACCCUGCGGCGCAGCCGCCCUGAGACGGGCAGACCACGACCCAAAGGUGUGGAGGGUGAGCGUCCUGCUCGUCUUACUCGGGGAGAAGCUGACAGAGAUACCUACAGACGCAGUGCUGCUCCACUUGGUUCUGACAAAAAGGCUGAGGCUGGUGCUGGAGCAGCGACCGAAUUUCAGUUUAGAGGUGGAUUUGGUCGUGGACGUGGUCAGCCUCCUCAGUAGAACUCUUUGGCCGUGUUUUUUUGUGUAUAAUAAAAUAGCUGAAAAAAAUCUCA
Molecule: messenger RNA, 586 nt
Organism: Gavialis gangeticus (Gharial)
Lineage: Eukaryota; Metazoa; Chordata; Crocodylia; Gavialidae
Gene: RPS10
Product: ribosomal protein S10
Exons: 5
Coding region: 36-533 (165 amino acids)
Cellular component (GO): cytosolic small ribosomal subunit
Molecular function (GO): RNA binding; structural constituent of ribosome
Source: RefSeq, a predicted model, not a curated record